Mus musculus (house mouse) is the source of this 5764-nucleotide messenger RNA. It is a transcript of the gene Ccdc127, whose product is annotated as coiled-coil domain containing 127. The transcript is spliced from 4 exons. Gene Ontology annotation, biological process: lipid homeostasis. The record is from RefSeq and is marked validated. Lineage: Eukaryota; Metazoa; Chordata; Mammalia; Rodentia; Muridae. The coding region runs from base 103 to 594 and encodes 163 amino acids. Gene Ontology annotation, cellular component: mitochondrial outer membrane.
GUGAGUGGUGGUGCGCCUGCGCCCUGUAAACGCGGCGGUGGCAACACGUCUGAGGUAGGGUGGCAGCAACGCUGAUGGGCUCUGCUCCAGGGGUAUAGCUCCAUGAAUAACUUAAACGACCCCCCAAAUUGGAAUAUCAGGCCCAAUGCCAGGGCUGAUGGGGGUGAUGGAAGCAAGUGGAAUUAUGCCCUAUUGGUGCCAAUGCUCGGAUUGGCAGCAUUUCGUUGGAUUUGGUCUAGGGAAUCCCAAAAAGAGAUAGAAAAAGCCAGAAAAGCAUAUCAUCAGAGAACAGCUGCUUUCCAACAGGAUCUUGAAGCCAAAUACCAUGCUGUGAUCUCAGAACACCGGCGCGCUGUGGCUCAGCUGUCUUUGGAACUGGAAAAAGAGCAAAAUAGAACAAGUAGUUUUCGAGAAGCCCUCAUCUCGCAGGGGCGUAAGUUGGCAGAAGAAAAGAAACUUCUCGAACAGGAACGGGCUCAGAUAAAGCAAGAAAAAAGCCGGCUCCAGCCUCUGAGAAAUGUCUAUUUGAGCUGCCUGCAAGAAGAGGAUGACUGGCAGAGGAGAGCCCAGCAUGUGCUGAAAGAGAGCACGUAACGAGUACGCCUGCAGUUUUCUCUGAGGAAAUCUUGUGGCAGUGUUGCUGCUGGUGACAAAUGGUUGAGCCUGAUCAUCUGGUCCAGGACUGACCUCAGGGCACUAGAAAUGCACAGCCUCUUACAGCACGAUUCCAGGACCUACUCCAUUUGUUCUAGUGCUCUGGAAAAGUUUUCCAAAGCAGUUUUGAAAGCUUGCAGCAAAAAAGUACCAAGUUCAUUGCUGGUUUCAUGAAUGUCUGGAUCAAAACUUCCAAAAAGUGGGGUGGAGACCUGGAUGUCCUCCCGGUUAGCUCGAAGCAGUACUGCUCGAAGAUCCUCUGCAAUCACGUCGUAUUUCUGUUGGUCGAAUUUGGACACUGACAGUUCAUCCUGAGGGUAGAUGGCACCCUCGGGGUAGCAGUCCUUUGGUACUGGGAACUCAAUAUGGCGAAGCCUAGGGAGUUCGCAGAGUGCAGCAAAAAGGCGCCGGAGAGCACUGCCUGAGAGCGGGUUUCCAAGAAACUUGAACUGCUGGAGCUGGCUGCAAGGGCUAAGGCCCAGAAUCAUCAUGUUAACAUGGCUGUCUGUGAUGUUGCACUCCUCGAGGGUGAGCACUCUCAGUGUUUGGGCAGCCUGGCUCAGCAGCCUGAAGAAGGUAGAAGGGUACAGGUGUACCAGGUUGUGUCCACUGAGGUCCAGCACCUCCAAGUGGGCAGUGUGGUUACAGUCUGCUAAGAAGGAUAUGUCUUCAUGAUUAAGGGCACAGUUGGCUAGGUCCAACACUCUUAGUGGGGUCUUCAAGGGGCUGUGAGGUAGGCAAAACAUCACAAAUGUUAUGAGGGUCUCAGGUGAGCUGGAGUUUUGGUGGAGGUGAAUAAUCUAACCACUUUUCUAUCUUAGAGAUCACUGACUGCAGCCUGCCAGAAACUCCAGCUGACUUCAUUUCACGUUAGCAUAUGAGUUAAGAAUGAUAUUUUUAAGCAAAAUUUAAAGAGUCAAAAUAAUUGGUGAAAUGUGAAAGUCACAUUUCUUCUAGAAGUCUACAGCUGCUGGGCCUGUUGAGCAGUCAGUAAUUGAACCUAAAAUGGACCAACACCACCUUUCAAGUUAGGUAGAGAAGUUAUGCACCUGAUCUCAGAACCAUCAGAAUAUUGACUGUGAGAACAGCAAAGGAUAGAAUUAGCUUGAAAGAGAGUGCUGCCACUCUGAUGACAAUAGGACCAGUAAUGGUUUUCAGGGCUGAGAAGGAAGUCCAGCAGCCUGAAUGUGGCCUCCAUAACCCUGAAUUCACUAUUCAGCCAGUAUCCUCUGUGGGGAGGUGUGUCUGAAAUAACUUCUCCACCCAGGGGUCAUGAGAAUAUACAUUUUCUGGCACCCUGGACCUUUCUGGGAACACACCCUUCACUGCCCUUAUUAAACAAGACAGUAUGUGGUGGGGUCUUGUUCUGUCCCUACUUACUAACUUGUUCUUGCUGCCUCUCCACUACUUGCCCAUAAAUGAUAACCUAUUAUUGGGACAGUACUCUCCACAUGAAACUACCCUGACUUCAGAACUAACUGGCAGCUACCCUACUACCCUUCUUCAUAGUACAGUUGCUAAGGAGGAGAUUGCAGUACCAGGAUUUCAGGUGUGGCAAUCCAGCUAAACUGCUGACAAGGUUCUCACUAUGCUAAACUACCUUCCCAUUCCUAUCCUGGGAAAAUGUUUUAAGACACUAAAUAUUGGGUAAUUCGUUAUACAACACUAGUCAGUAGAAGAUCUGGUUGUGACUUUUGUGUUGUUUACUUUCUAGUUCCUCUUUCUCAUGUCUUCUUCCUUCUACCUCCUCCUCCCUCCCUCUCUGAUGCUGAGAACUAAAACUAGGGUCCUGCUCGUUGGUAUCAGGAACCAGCUUGCCAGAUUGCCUCUGAACCCAGUGAUGUCACCCAUAGGGAACAGAGACAUGCACAUCUGUUACCAUGGCAAUCACAUUCCCAGAGUCCAUUUCCCACCCUUACCUGUGAGCCUAAAUAAAAGGUAGACCCUUCCUGACCUUUGGCCCUUCUUUCUCUCUUUUCUCCCUUUGUCUCUGUCCACCCCAACCCACCCCAAUAAACCUCUGCCACAUGGAACUGCAUUGGCCUGGUGUGGUCUGUCUGGAUGAGAGCUGCCAUUCCAGCACAACCCUGCUAGUGCUUUAUCACUCAACUACCCUAUACCCUCAGCUCUUGUGUUUGUUUUUGUUUGUUGAAAUAAGCCUCUCUUUGUAGCUGACCUCAAGCACUGGGAUUAUGGGCAAGCCCCAUGGCCGAGUUUUUGUUCAUUGAAAGGCGUCUUCCAAACUGGAUCAGUGUUCUGAUUCUUUCCUAAUGGCUCUUAACUCUUGCUGGUCUGACCAACACAUUCCCAGAGAACAUUGUGUAAACAGAUCCUAUCCCUGUUCCUCAGUGACUCCAGAAUACUUUACCAGGCCCUGUACCCAAUUCUCUGAGACUUACCUAAGCAAUGUUUGGAUCUUCCCAGUGAGUGUAGAGAAAGCCACACUUAGCUCAGUGAGCUGGUUCAUCUGGCUGAGCUCCCAGGCAAUAGAGGUAAGGAGAAGAUCCUCGCCCUCUGGAUCUGGGGCACAAGUUGGGGGAGCAUCGAAGGCCUUGGUGGGCAAGGUGAGUGAGGUCAGCUGAGGGAAGCCCACCUGGGUCAGCAGCUGCUGCACAUGGCCAGCAUGCAGCCGGACAUUGUGUACUACCUCCAACUUUCUAAGGUUGCCUGGCCCAGCCAGGCCAAGAACUUGUAGGAGCUGCCCAGGGCUCAGGCUGUCUGCCCGGAGUGAAGGGCAACAGACCUGCAGAGGUGCUGGGCCUAAUGGCUUCAGGGCCUGCACCACCAUGUCAAAGUUGCCUUCUGUGACAAAGAGGUCAGCAAAGACUUCAAUGGGGUGCCCAGCUGAACAGGGCUGUCCUUGGAGCUGGCAGCAGGUCCUGGCCAGCACCUUGGUACGGCCCCACCUUCCUAGUGCCCUCCCACAAGGACAUUGCUGCACCUGUACGUCCUGGAUGCCGGUGAAAUCAGCUACCCGAAGGCGGUUGCUCCCACUUUUCAGCACAUGGUCAGCUAUGCCCUGCAUACAGGCCUCCAGGCAGGCCUUGCAGGCACGAUCACGCAGGUCUUCAGGGUGGUCAGUGUUUGGCCUCAGUAGCACAGCCAGCCGGAACUCCUCCAGUGGCCAGUGACUCAGCAGAGCACGGGUUACAUCUGCCUGCUCUAGCAGGUAACUGGCCUUGAACAGAAGUGGGUAGAGGUUGUAGGCUAUAUUGUCCAGGUUCUCCUGGACCAGCUGGGAGUGGGACACUAACGCUUCAGCAGAAAUGAAACGAAGCGACCUCAUCGUGCCCCUGGUCAGAGUGGCGCUGUCCCCGAUGUUCUUCCCAAAGUGUGCGAGUGUUGUGGCUAUUUAUAGCUGCUGCUGCUUCUGGACUCAAGCCCAGAAAGUGGUAAACUGGCCCUUGUGGUCAUCUGACUGCUAUUUUGGUCCUUAGGUACCAGUUUGGCAGUAACUGUGGAGGCAUCUGUCUGUCUUAUGGCACCCUGCUGGUGAAAGCAGAGCUGCUUGAUUUUGUUGUCCGAAGUGGGACCACUAAGAGGCUCUAGAUACUUGCACAAGUAGCCUAAGGCUUACAAUACAAAUGGAUAUUCUGCCCAGAUGGGGCCUAUCCCAGUCAAAAGAUCUGAGGGAAGCAAAAUCCUGAACUGCACUUGGAUGGAUGAAACAGUGGUCUUUGGGUAAUACCUAGGGGGUCUUUUUCCUAAUACCUAGGAGUCAGGAAUGCAAGGGCCAGGAAUGUGGGGUAGAUAUCUCAGACAACUCUUUUAAGAAUACUGGCCAUGAAGCUGCAUCAUCUUUUAUCCCCAAGAUCCUUCAUUGCAGAAGUGGGAGAAACAAUUUCACCGAAAAAGAAUACGGACUGGGCCUGGAGAGAUGGCUCCGUGGUUAAGAGCACUGAGUGCUCUUCCAGAGUUCCAGCGUUCAAUUCCCAGCAACCACAUAGUGGUUCAUGACCAUCUGUAAUGGAAUCCCAUGCCCACUUCUGGUGUGUCUGAAGAGAGUGGCAGUGUACUCAUAUACAUAAAUAAACAAAUCUAAAAAUAAAUGUGAUAUGUAUUUCCAGUGACACUCAGUUGGAGAAAACUAAUUUUAAAAGGGUGGGGAGAGAUGGGCUAGUGAAGGUGAUGCUGCAAAUAAAUGCAGGUACCUAUAGGUACCUAUAGGCUGUGGGUUCACAGCCCUAGCAUAGGUAGGUAUUGAGUGGUUAAAUCCUGCACUUUCAUCAUCCCUAUCACCUGGAAUGGGCAGCUCAUAGGUUCCCGUGGUGCCAGCUUUAUAGGAGAGUCAUAAUAGAGAAAGAGAGAGGUAAGAGGCACAGUGGCCAUUCCAGGAAAGUGUCCUGUCCUCAGGUGUACCCCAGUUUUCCUGUGUGACUUUUUUCCCUCCUAAUACAGAGCUUUAUCUCUCCCAGAGACCCUGCCAUCGGCAGAGAUGGGAAUGCGUUGCCAUGGUGGAGCCCCAAGCACUGCUAGGUGGGUAGGAUCUAUAUGGAAGGUAAUCCAUGACAGGAUUUUGCCCUAAUGUCACCCCUUGCCCCCUCCCCAAUCUUAGCCUCUGAAGUAUUACCAUGUCUGCUAAAUAAGAGCCCAAGACCAGUGAUACCAAAUGUCUAUCCUUUAAGGAAUAAACUUUGAAGUACAUGUGGCUAGGUUAUUACUGAUCUAUGUCUAAAUUCACUACUGUAUGAAUCACUUUGAAACACGUUUAGAAAUAUUAGUAUGUAUAGUGAAUUAACAUGUUCCAGGAAUACCUUGAAUUUCCUGCCAUGCUUAUGGAAUUCACAAGUGAAAUGGAUACUUAAACUAUUACACUUAUUUGUGUGUGUACAUGUGUAUGUGUGUGUACCCAAGCACAGGCAUGUGUGUGCCACAGUAUGCAUGUGGAGGUCAGAGGACAGCUUGCAUGCGGUAAUUCUUUCCUUUUAUAAUGUGAGUUCUGGGGAUCUAACUCUGGUUGUCAAGCAGCAAAGGCGUGUGCCUACAAAACCACCUUGUUGGCGCUGAAAUGGAUAAUUUGGCAUCAUAUAUCUGCCUAUGUAAUAAAGUUUGUUUUUUUAUUGAUUCUUUUUGUGAUUGCUUCUCAAAUAAAGUUGUAUUGCAAAACUCA